AUUAUUCUGAUUUGGCAGAUGCAGAGGCGACAUUCGAAAUCGAGAAUAUAUAUUUGACUGCAUAUAAUACCGGCGCGGGAAAAGAGUGUUUCUUUCAACAAUUUGCGCUGAAGAUGAUUUCCGGACUCGUUCGUACUUGCGAAAACCGUCUCCGGGUGAACAUCUAUAGUUGAUGCCGUCGGAAGCAGCGGUGCUUCCCGCGGUCGUCCCCAAACCCAACAACGUUUCGGAAAUGUACGCAAUCAAUACUGCAAAACCCCGGGUGUUCCCGGCGCUCGUCAUUCUCGUCACUUUAACCACGACUCCGACGGCGACCCGGGCCCAGCAGGCUUCGUCCUCGGCUAUGCAAGCAGCAGCAGCGCAAGCACCACCACCACCACCACCACCAUCACCAGCAGUGGCUCCUGAAGCUGCUGGUCACAAUAACUGGGCUGGAUUCGGUAAUCAGCAGAGCUUGGCACCUUCGAACCCGGCGUUGCUCGCAUCGGGCUCAAUAAUAAGUGGCACCAGCAGCGUUGUCCAGCAGCAGCAGCAGCCUGGAGCUGCGCUAUCGCCGAUUCCGGCAGCAGCUGGUCCUCCGCAAAUCCCCGCUUUGCAGCUGCCGAAUGCACCCUCGCAGAUUCAAGUACCGGCUCAGGCUAAUCCCGGCGGUGGAACUGGCAAUCCCCGCUUCCCGAAUUCACAACGUUUCGUCGUUCCUUCCCCCGCGACUGUUUGUUUCUUUCGCUCUUAUUAUUUCCUCCACGUGACGAGCGAUUCUUCAUUAUGUUUACUCUUGAAAGUGCUGUCGAGAAUGAGAUCGGGCACCAGGUGUGUGGAUCACGACAGGAGGAAGGAAUCACUGGCCGAGGUCAUGCGUUGGACCGUGGAUCGCAUGAACAGCCAAGUAGCGGACGUUAUUGGCAACGGAGCCAGGAGUGAAACUAAAUUCGCUUUGAUAUCAUACUUCUUUCAGCUAAGACUGGCUCCAUCACAAGCUUCGCCUUCCCAAGCAACACUCGAUGCUCUAAACAGUGUCCGGAAGUUGAAUCCGCCGAUACCAGAACAGCAAAUCAUGCCGAACCCCGGAAACCAGCCUAAUUCUUCAAAAUUGGUCCCGGUUCAUUCGGAAUCCCAUCAGCAGAUUGCCUCAUCGUCGGGUCGAAAGGCUUUGAACCCGAACCUGGGUAACCUAGGCUUCCUGAAAACGUCUCAGGCAAUUGCUUCGCCCAGUGCUGCGGGUUUUGGUCCUCCUGUUACGACGGAAAAAGUGGCAGCUCUGGUUCAAGCCACGACUGAAAACGCAUUCGUCGUCACUCGUCAGGCCCCGAAUGUCGCGUCCGUCGACGACAUUAGGUCAAUGCUCGAGAGCAGUACUGUGUCGAGUGUCGGUGACGAUUCCGCGACUUUCGUGACGAUCGGACAAGACGUUGCAUCGUUUAUGCUGGCAGCAGGGCGAAAUGCCGCGCUGAAUUCAACGGGAAACAGUACGGAGAAUUCAGUACCAGAAAACGGGUGCUGGAAUGCGGAUGGAUACUCGGAUAGACCUUUUCUUGAAAUCCGAGGCGACUCAGCUCAGCUGAUCGCUUUGAUAUCAUACUUCUUUCAGCUAAGACUGGCUCCAUCACAAGCUUCGCCUUCCCAAGCAACACUCGAUGCUCUAAACAGUGUCCGGAAGUUGAAUCCGCCGAUACCAGAACAGCAAAUCAUGCCGAACCCCGGAAACCAGCCUAAUUCUUCAAAAUUGGUCCCGGUUCAUUCGGAAUCCCAUCAGCAGAUUGCCUCAUCGUCGGGUCGAAAGGCUUUGAACCCGAACCUGGGUAACCUAGGCUUCCUGAAAACGUCUCAGGCAAUUGCUUCGCCCAGUGCUGCGGGUUUUGGUCCUCCUGUUACGACGGAAAAAGUGGCAGCUCUGGUUCAAGCCACGACUGAAAACGCAUUCGUCGUCACUCGUCAGGCCCCGAAUGUCGCGUCCGUCGACGACAUUAGGUCAAUGCUCGAGAGCAGUACUGUGUCGAGUGUCGGUGACGAUUCCGCGACUUUCGUGACGAUCGGACAAGACGUUGCAUCGUUUAUGCUGGCAGCAGGGCGAAAUGCCGCGCUGAAUUCAACGGGAAACAGUACGGAGAAUUCAGUACCAGAAAACGGGUGCUGGAAUGCGGAUGGAUACUCGGAUAGACCUUUUCUUGAAAUCCGAGGCGACUCAGCUCAGCUGAUCGGUGCGUUGAAAAGUACAAAGAUUUCCCAACGAGUUCUUUCCUCUUACUCUAGCCCGACCAGGUGUGUGGAUCACGACAGGAGGAAGGAAUCACUGGCCGAGGUCAUGCGUUGGACCGUGGAUCGCAUGAACAGCCAAGUAGCGGACGUUGGCAACGGAGCCAGGAGUGAAACUAAAUUCGGGUUGUCUGUCUACGACACUUGUGGAAUGCGUGAUGAUUCGGCUGUGACGGUUGCAAUGGCGGCAAUAUCCCGAGAAGCCAGACUCAGAACCCGUACAAAUGUUCCGAUUGCUGCUUUUCCACUCGGGUUUUUCAUCGCCGAGCCUGGGGAUGAAGAAUUGCUGAGGCCCGUGCUGAGCAACGGGUUCGAAUUCCCUUACGUCAACCCGGUGGACUGGCGUAUGAGAGAAGCUCUGCUCGGGGCUGCGCAUUUACUCAUGACCUGGGGCCGGUUUCCCCCAGUUGUAUUGCUCACCCAAGACCCCAGGGCCCUGGCUGUUUUCCUGGAUGCUGCUGAUACAUUCGGACUCUGUCUCAGAGCAACCGUUUUCUUUCCGCAUGCUGAUGAUUGCAGAACAAGAAAUCCGCUGGAAGAGCUGAGAAGUUACUACGGAGAGGAGAGACGACCGGGCCCUUCACCAGCGGCUUUUCUGGAAGAUGAACACAGCUCAGUGUGGAUAAUCCACGGAUCAUCGGAUUUUGUCACUCGAUGUGUGUCCAGGUAUUGGGGAGUCGUCGCAAACGGCGGCGAUUUGGGCAAUCUCGUCAUUGCUGCUCGUCACCCGUCGACCUCGAAUCACGGCUUCGUGCCGAUUAUCAAGCUAGUCCAGACAACAGAGCCCAAACUAUCGGAAAAUGCGAACAGCAUCCGGCAAUCCGCCAGUUUCAACAAGUCCGUCGGCAACGCGUCGGCAAACGCCGUCGUCAGCGGAAAUGACGUCGCCACGACAGUCAGCUCGACGUUGGCAGCGCUGCGGAAGCUCGAAUCAGCUGGCGUCAACAACUGCUGGCAACAACAGCGCACCGGAUCUUUUCGGCAGCAAGCAGAAAAGUCCGAUAUCCGAAGUCAUUUCCCACUUCCGGACAUGACAAGAGACAAUCGCCAGCUGCUGAGUGGGGCAGUCCUGGGUUCCCCUUUACCCGAUGGAAUCAUAGUGUCGACGAAGAAGUCCGAUGAAGAUAAAAGAGCGACGAAAUGCGAGAAAUUCCUGAAGGAAGCUCAGCAACUGGCCCCGAAAAUGUUCGACAUCCCGGACAGCUUCUUGAAUUCGAGAAACGAAUCUGUGCGGCUUCAGCCGGCCACUUACCGAUUUUCCGUCCUGAGAAAACGACAAGGACUGCCGGAAUGGGAAGACUUUGCUCGCUACUCGUCCCGAGACCUCACGCUUUUCGGGGAAAAGGUGCAAUACAUGUUGGGUUUGCCCAAGUGGAUCCCGCCCAAGCAUCCGAGCGCAGACGUUUCUCAGGCCACGUGUCUCAACUACGAGCUGAAGCACGCCGGCACCGUGGCGGCGCCGUUGACCAUCACGUUGGCCACGUGGUCCAGUGUGUGCCUCACUGCUGCAGUCAUGGGUGUGCUGUGCUGCCUGAGUCUCAUGCUCUUCUUCUACUACCGGCUGUGCUUCCGGAGCCGCGCGGAGCCCCACUACGGAUAUCCGCUGGUGCUCUUGUUCUCCGUCAUCUGCUUGUACUGCUCCGUUGUGCCCUUCGUGCUGGAUGCCAAUGACCUCAUCUGCCGUUUCCGGAUGUUCGCUGCCGGGGUCGGCUACGCACUGCCAUUCUCCACGAUGCUCGCUCGCCAAGCAAUGCUCGCCACGGCCUCGGCACAUCACAUCAGCGGCGUGGUGCAGCUCAUGCUCUGCGGGUUCGCUUUCGGGAUCCAGUGCUGCGUGGCAGUAGAAACGUGGGUUCUCAAGCCCAGUGGGCUCGUGGUCGCCUGGGACCCGUCUCGCGGGCGUGUGGCCGAGUGCGGCCAUUCCGCCAGCGAGAUCCUCGUGGCAUCCACGUACGUCGCCUUUCUUCUCGGGUGUCUCUUGGUCGUGGGACCAGCGGCUGCCACCAAGAAGCGGAACUUCCGAGAGGGGCUCUAUUUGUGCGUCGCGUCCUGGGCCGUGGCUGCAGUGUGGAUCACGUGGUGUGCGUUGCUGGCACUUUAUCCGAAUUGGACCCGGCUGAUAGUCAGUGCCGGGAUGACUUCGUCAGCCACGAUCAUACUAGUCGUUGUCUACGCGCCAAAGCUGUGUUUCAUCAUGACGCACUCGCUGACGUUCAGCGAGGAGCCAGCAGACGGGAAACGAAUAGUAGGGAUUCCAAGAAUAGGGAAUGCGAAUAUAAAAGGGCAAAAGAGGCACCACAGCAACUCUCCGUCGUCCCAUGGGAAGUACUGCCCGGAUAAUGAGAUGACCAUGACAAGAAGCAUCGGCGACGACGACACGGCAACGGAGAUUGUUCAUGCCACGAACUUGGCUGUUCUCAACCGUGCUUUCGCAUCCGACAUGGAAAACGGAGGGUUCGGGUCGUCGAAUACCCGUAAAAACAGGCGGAUGUGCAGGGCAGAGUCGGUGGAGACCGCAGGUACGAUGCUGAGCGGCGUGACGCGAACUUCGGCACCCAGGAUUUGCGAAUUCGGACCCCCCGGCGACAUCAGCAAUUACGGGACCUACGUCGAAGACGAACCCACUGUGCAUACGGAGCAUUUGCGACGCGCGGACCACAGUGAUCGGCAAAACAGUGUUCCCGUCGGACGGGUUCUGAAAAUUUAGGGUCAAUACCGUCAACCAAAGACCAGCAGGAACAUUUUUCGAUGUUUGUAUGAUCUUUUUUGUUUUGCUAAAUUAGAGUGAACUCGUCAUUCUGCCGUCCAACUUCCACUUGAAUUUUACGUUGGACGCAUUUCAUCAUUCAGGGGUAAAUGCGUAAGUCUUCACACAAAUUUUGCAAGACAUAUGCGAACUACAAUAUCAUACAUGUCAGUCGAUAAAAUUUUUUAAAAGUAAUCAUCGUCCUUUCUAUGGAGGGGGGAGGGGAGCUCGCGUUCUUUUGCACGUCACCUUGCAAGAAAAAUAAAAGCUUGUGUCAACUAAUGUGGCACAAAUUUGAUUUUCUUCGACAUUAGUCAUGUUAUUGAUGAAAAAGCGUCUAACUGACAUGACAUCUUAUCUUCGAACGUUUACACUUGUCCAUCAUACUUUACACGAGUCUUACUCAAAAUAAUUCAUCUAUUCCCAUUAAAAUUGCUGCCUUUUUUCUUGAAUUUAUUGUUUUUUUUUCACACAGUCUCCACGCUGUGAAUAAUUCGGAGAAAAUUAAUUCUCAAGUUCACGAUUUUAUGGCAGAUGGUCAAGCAAUUAAAAUGUAAGCUUUGCUUUUUUCUAAAUUUUGAAAUUGUUCAGCACUGGGGUUGACUUGAAACAGACGAAGUAAAAACAUGCGAGCAUGGUAAAAUUAUUGCUUAAAUUUUCCGUAGGUGUCCCCUUGCUGAGCAUCUGCUUUGUGCUUCUUAACUCUGUCGCAUCCCAGCCGGAAAUUUGAAUAAAUUGUGUGCACCUUAAAAUUAACGAGUAUGCAUGAAAAAUUCUAGAGUGGUCGAUGAUAGGCAACUAUUGUCGUAAUCAAGCUUGCAAAAUUUGUGGGAAAACCCUCGCGCGUCUGGUUAACUAGGAAUACCGUAUAUCUCAAGGAAAAUCUGAUUUCGGAGAAUUUUUGAACAGCACAAAAAAAAACGGUUCCAGUAAUUUGUUGACGCGCGUGAACAUGAAACGUUAGAUGCAUUGAAAUUCUUGCAUAGCAGUUUUGAAGAAAUUCUACGCACCGUUUCACAAUCGAAGAAUUAACGAUUCCAGGACUCAAUCGACAUAUUUAUAGUCAAAUUUACUCAAAUAAGAGGGUUGGUUCGUCAAUGAUAAACUGCCACUUGCCGUCAUUGGAGCCUUAUACAAUUGUUUCUCUAGCUCGUAAGUUCUUCAUUGGUUUCUAAUAAAUUUUUCAUCAACUUUUCAGCUAC
Messenger RNA from Notodromas monacha, 6201 nucleotides. The record is from the annotation of a GenBank genome assembly. NCBI's taxonomy places the organism in Eukaryota, Metazoa, Arthropoda, Ostracoda, Podocopida, Cyprididae.